UUCAAACUCCAUUUCUUCGAUCCCUACGUCCAAUGGCUAAAUCUAUAGAACAACUUUCAGAUAUCGAAAAAGGCAAUCUUGUUACCUUAAAUGAGUCAACGAACUACAAAGUCCAUUUAACUCAAAAGCUGUUAGCGGAACUCAUUGGCACAUAUUGUGUCAUUUUUGCUGGAUGUGGAUCCGUCGCGGUUAAUAAAAUUUACGGUGGCACAGUAACUUUUCCUGGAAUAUGCGUAACUUGGGGUUUAAUCGUUAUGUGCAUGAUUUACACCGUUGGUCAUGUAUCGGCUCAUUUUAACCCCGCCGUGACAAUCACCUUGUCUCUUUUGAAGUUGUUGCCAUUUAAAGAAGUGCCUGGUUAUAUAUUGGCACAACUUUUGGGUUCGAUUCUUGCUAGUGCAACAUUGGCGUUGUUAAUGAAUGUGACCCCGGAAGCAUAUUUUGGGACCGUACCGGUUGGUUCAACCCUACAGUCGUUCGUUGUUGAGAUAAUCAUUACGUUUAUUUUGAUGUUUGUUAUAUCUGGUGCUUCCAAUGACGAUAGAGCGAUAAAGAAGCAUGGAGGGAUUGCAGUUGGAAUGGCAAUCAUGUUAAAUGUGUUUGUUGGAGGGCCUAUUUCUGGAGCAUCGAUGAAUCCUGCUAGAAGUCUUGGACCAGCUUUUGUUAAGCAUAAUUUCAAAGGAAUUUGGGCAUAUAUUUUUGGCCCAAUAAUCGGAGCUAUUAUCGGAGGAUUUGGUUAUCAAUUGUUAAAGCCAACAGAUAAAUCUUAUAGCGAUCUUGUUAAAAGAAAUCAUUGAUCAUUUUAUUCAGAUGGAGUAUAUUUUCAUUUAGAUUGUUGAAAUACUGUAUUUUGUUUUUAGUUUUUUUCUUUUUUUAAUUUUGGGAAUUUUAUUUCAUAAAAUAUUGGAAUAAUUGUUGAUGGUAGUGUUCUAGCAAUUUUCAAAAAUCUUGGAGGAAAGUUGUUUCCAUACAAUUUAUAUCUCUUUAUAUUUACAACUAUAA
Messenger RNA from Erigeron canadensis, 1002 nucleotides. Its product is annotated as probable aquaporin NIP-type. Gene Ontology annotation, cellular component: membrane. The record is from RefSeq and is a predicted model, not a curated record. Gene Ontology annotation, molecular function: channel activity. Lineage: Eukaryota; Viridiplantae; Streptophyta; Magnoliopsida; Asterales; Asteraceae. Gene Ontology annotation, biological process: transmembrane transport. The transcript has 5 exons. Bases 33 to 797 code for a protein of 254 amino acids.